AUGAGACCAUCAUCAGAUGAUACAACUACCGAAGAUGAUACAGAUACCAUAAUUGAUGCAACUAGUGAAGAUGAUAAAAUACCCAAAAAUGAUGCAACUAGUAUAGUCAAUACAAAUAUCGAAGAUGAUAUAGCUACCAUAAUCGAUGGGACUAGUGAAGAUAGCACAAUACUUGAAAAUGAUAUAGUUACCAUAGUGGAGGCAACUAGUGAAGAUGGUACAAAUACCAAAGAUGAUAAAAAUACUGAAGAUGGUACAAACACCCACACCCACACUGAACAUGGCACAAAUACCGAUGAUGGUACAAAUACCGAAGACGGUACAAAUGCCGAAGAUGAUACAAACACCCAUACCCAUACUGAAGAUGGCACAAAUACCGUUGACGGUACUAAUGUCGAAGAUGGUACAAACACCAAAGAUGGUACAAAUACCGAAGAUAGUACAAAUACCGAAGAUGGUACAAAUGCCAAAGAUGGCACAAAUACCGAUGACGGUACAAAUGUUGAAGAUGGUACAAAUACCGAAGAUAGUACAAAUACCGAAGAUAGUACAAAUACCGAAGAUGGUACAAAUGCCGAAGUUGGUACAAAAACCGAAGAUGGUACAAAUACCGAUGACGGUACAAAUGUUGAAGAUGGUACAAACACCGAAGAUGGUACAAAUACCGAAGAUGGUACAAAUGCCGAAGAUGGUACAAAUACCGAAGAUGGUACAAAUACCGAUGGCGGUACAAUUGCCGAAGAUGGUACAAACACCGAAGAUGGUACAAAUACCGAAGAUGAUACAAAUACCGAAGAUGAUAUGGCUGCCAUAGCCGAUGCAAUUAGUAAAGAUGGUACAACACUUGAUGAUGAUACAAUUACCGAAGAUUACACAACUACUGAGGCCAGUACUACUACCAAGAGUAGUACAAUUAACAAGGACACUGGAAUUACUGAGAUAACUAUCAAUGAGUCGGAUGGUACUACUCAUCCAAGUUUCUCUCCAUAUCUUUUUUUUGUGUCUUUGCUAAUUUUUUUAAUGUCGAAAUAG
This is a messenger RNA of Rotaria sp. Silwood1, 1032 nucleotides long. NCBI's taxonomy places the organism in Eukaryota, Metazoa, Rotifera, Eurotatoria, Philodinida, Philodinidae. The record is from the annotation of a GenBank genome assembly.